UGCACGGGAGGCGAGGCCCCGCCCACGGAACCGCCGAAGAAUAACGUGGUCUCGCGGCGCGGACGACUAGUCACCUCUGAGCUCGCGUCAGUGUGUGAUCUCCACCCGGCGCUCUGUCCCGACCCGUCCCCGCUGCCGGUGUGAUUGUGAGAACUCUUCGGCUUUGAAACUGUGACUGUGUGACGUGUAGCGUGUAGUAGGAGCGGUACAGACAUGGCCCCUCAGGCCCCCGAACAGAGCAAGGCGCCGGACCUCCUGGAGGAGGAGCAGCCGCACCACCACCACAACUUGGAGGAGCGCGAAAUUCAUAUAGAUCUACGGAAAAUUUACGCCGACCUUCGCAACCUGGACUGGUCCAAGGUGGUGUGGCGGAACGUGACGCUGUUCGCCCUGCUCCACUUCUACAGCGUGUACGGCCUGUACUUGGCGCUGUUCUCGGUGCAGUGGAAGACCAUCGCCUUCAGCGUGGUGCUGUACUUCAUGGCUGCGCUGGGCAUCACCAUGGGCGCGCACCGCCUGUGGUCGCACCGCUCGUUCAAGGCGUCGCUGCCGCUCCGCAUCGUGCUCGCCAUCUUCCAGACGAUCGCCUUCCAGAACGACAUCUACGAGUGGGCGCGCGACCACCGCGUGCACCACAAGUACAGCGAGACGGACGCCGACCCGCACAACGCCCGCCGCGGCUUCUUCUUCUCGCACAUGGGCUGGCUCAUGUACCGCAAGCACCCGAGCGUCAUCGCCCGCGGCAAAGGGCUCGACCUGUCCGACCUGCAGAACGACAAGGUGGUCAUGUUCCAGCGCAAGUUCUACCUGCCGCUGGUGGUGACGUCGUGCUUCGUGCUCCCGACGGUGAUCCCCUGGUGGUACUGGGACGAGCACCUGGUCAACGCCCUCAUGGUGGCGGGCUUCCUGCGCUACACCAUCGUGCUGCACAUCACCUGGUUCGUGAACUCGCUGGCGCACUGGGUGGGCACCAAGCCCUACGACAAGAGCAUCUACCCGUCGCAGAACCCGAUGGUGGCCUACCUGGCGCUGGGCGAGGGCUGGCACAACUACCACCACGUCUUCCCCUGGGACUACCGCACGGCCGAGCUCGGCGGCCUCGUCAACUACAACAUCACCAGCCUCGUCAUCGACUUCUGCUACAAGAUCGGCCUCGCCUCCGACCUGAGGACCGUCACGCCCGCCAUGAUCGAGAGACGCAUCCAGAGGACGGGCGACGGAUCCUACCAGCCGCCCGCGGCCACGGCGAAGUGAACGCCCCCACGCCCACUCGGCCGCCCUGCAACAACAAUGCACAACUGCACGACGUCGUCAGCCCUGCCCCGACGCCCCCCCUCCUCCCCGCCCCCGCCCGUGACAGCGCCGGAACAUGUCCCAGGGAGCACAGCCGUUUGUAACCGAGUAAUUUAGAAGUGGUAUUCCAAUUUGUACGACACACAACACACACAUCUAUAUAUACCGUGUGGAAACAAGUGUUUAUACAUUAGGUCUUUUUUUUUUGGUAUAUACACAACACGUAGCAACGAAAGUGCAACCUCUUUGUAAACAAGAUAGUCAGGUACACCAAGGCCUUACUUUUGGCACCGCUGCAGAAGGGACAGAAGGAGCACUUUUCCGCAGGCCGAGUUCGCCGUCAAUUCCGUAGCCGAGGGCCACCUCUCUCCCGUACUCGCCCGGCCGGUUCUUGCGAGCAAAAUAGUAGUUGUAGGCCUCUUCUUGUAACCCGGAAUUAUUGGGUAUCGUUUGAUAUGUGUGUUGGUUAUAUAUACAAAUAUAUAUCUUGAGUGAAACCACCACGAUGCUUUUUUUGUGAGAAAUGCAACCAGAUUUUUUGAGAUGUGUCAUAUAAAUAUAUAGUUUUCUGUCUUACACCUUAUCAAUGGCUUUCCUACCAACACGUUAUCCAAAAAAAAAAGCUUGUAGCGAAAAAAAUCAAUGAAAAUGAGGUGUAUCAGCUGUUCCCUUCUCGAGUCUUGGAGGUUUUUUAAAAAUGUGACGAAGAGGAACAUACGAACGUGAGAGAAAAUGGUGCUCAUUCAGUAAAACAAUAAAAAAACAAACCAAAACAAAGACAAAAAAC
This is a messenger RNA of Penaeus vannamei (Pacific white shrimp), 2080 nucleotides long. RefSeq names its product acyl-CoA Delta-9 desaturase. Gene Ontology annotation, biological process: unsaturated fatty acid biosynthetic process. The record is from RefSeq and is a predicted model, not a curated record. Gene Ontology annotation, cellular component: endoplasmic reticulum membrane. NCBI's taxonomy places the organism in Eukaryota, Metazoa, Arthropoda, Malacostraca, Decapoda, Penaeidae. Gene Ontology annotation, molecular function: iron ion binding; stearoyl-CoA 9-desaturase activity.